Messenger RNA from Schistocerca gregaria, 1285 nucleotides. RefSeq lists its product as uncharacterized. Gene Ontology annotation, molecular function: thiosulfate-cyanide sulfurtransferase activity. The record is from RefSeq and is a predicted model, not a curated record. The transcript has 7 exons. Bases 119 to 1162 code for a protein of 347 amino acids. Gene Ontology annotation, cellular component: mitochondrion. NCBI's taxonomy places the organism in Eukaryota, Metazoa, Arthropoda, Insecta, Orthoptera, Acrididae.
CAGUUAAUGUUUUUAUAAGACAGUGUGUGGUAUUGUUAUUGUUUGGUUGCGACUUCGAAAUUUGAAGUAGUCUUAUAGCAUUUAUGUACAUUUAAAUUACUUAUAUUAUCUUGCCAUAAUGAGUCUGUGUUUCUUAAGAGCAGCAUCACGUCUUCACGAACGUAUUGCUUAUACAAAAUUACUACCGGCGCAUGUAAUUCAAUCCUACAGGAAGCAGCAGUAUGAAAGCUUUUCAUCCCUGUGGUCUACUCCUGUCAGUUCCACAGUUGAUUGUAUAACUACAGCUCCAGUGAAAGAGGCACAUCUAUUCUGUACCCUACACCAUCUCCUUAACAAUUCUCCCAUGGCCUCCUCAUGUUCCUGUCACUCCUUCAUAUUUGGAAUAUGUACUCCUUCUGAUCAGGCAUUGAAGAAAACUGUUCGCAAUGUUUUCACUCGUAAUAUGGCCACUGAUGUACCUGAUGAUAGGAGAUUAAACACUGAGGAGUUAAUGGAUCUCAUCAAAAAGAAGGAAGUUCUGUUAAUAGAUGUAAGAGGCCGAGAGGAAGUGAAACUAACUGUUAGAAUACCUCAGAGUCUUAAUAUCCCAGUGAGUGAAUUUACUACUGCUAUGAAGGUCCCAGAUCAAAUGUUUAAGCAGAAAUAUGGUUUUGAUAAACCAAAACCAGAUGAUCCAGUUGUUUUCAUCUGUACUACUGGAGCAAGAAGUUACAUAGCUCUGAGAAAUGCUCUUCGAAUGGGCUACAAAAACUUUAGUACAUCAGCAUGGUGCCAAGAUGCUCAGAAAACACCUGUAAAGAUCAGUGCAGACAAAGCACUCUCUUAUGAUGACCUUGUAAAUCUAAUAGCCAGAAAAGAACUUUAUUUGGUUGAUGUUCGGGAGCCUCGUGAGCUACAAGAAACUGGAGAACUUCCUGGAAGUGUUAAUAUUCCUUUGACCGAGCUCCAGAGUGCUUUAAAAGAUCUCUCAGAAAAUGAUUUCCAAAAGAAAUAUGGAGCAAAGAAGCCCGGCCUGAAUGCACCUCUGAUAUUUUCAUGCCGUUCUGGAGCAAGAAGCUUAAAAGCCUUGCAACUCGCACUGGAUCUUGGAUACACAAAGGCAAAACACUACAAAGGUGGCUACUCAGACUGGGAAGAGCACACAAAACCAAAAGCCAGCUAGAAAUGACAAUUCGAUGUUGGUACAUGUGAGACUCUGCAGGAAUUUGCUUGAGAGGAUAAAUGCUUCAGAGGAUAAAAUGUAGUGCUUUUUCUAUCUGCCUUAAUAAAAUGCAACUUUUCAUUU